Molecule: messenger RNA, 999 nt
Organism: Gastrolobium bilobum
Lineage: Eukaryota; Viridiplantae; Streptophyta; Magnoliopsida; Fabales; Fabaceae
Exons: 2
Coding region: 1-999 (332 amino acids)
Source: RefSeq, a predicted model, not a curated record
AUGGAAGCCCAACUGGCUACACUGAUGAAUGAGGUGAAGAAUCUAAAAAUUGACCAAGAACAGCCAAGAAUGGAAGUAUUACAACUCACAGCUACUGAGAGUGAACCAUGCUCAGCUUGUGGUGAGAAUCACGAUUCAACAGACUGUCCAUCCACAGCCUUGGUAUGUUAUACAGAAGAUUUUGGGAACAUAAAUUUCACCCAGGCCAGAGACAAUCAACAUGCAGGAAGCAACAACAACCAGAAUCCUAGAGGCACCAUAGUGAAAGAUCAUAACCACAACCCACAAUGGAAACCACCCAUGAACCAAAGACCAUACAACAACCAGCAGCAACAACACCAACAAGGCAGCAGUAUGGGAAAUAGAGCAUAUGACCAACAGAGAAGACCCAAUUAUGCUCUAUUCCCCAGAGAUGACCAACACAUCAACACCUUGGAGAAUCAUAUAGCUGCUAGCCUCAACACAAAAACAUCAGGAAAACUGCCAGGAGAUACUGAUGUCCUCUCAAGAUCCUCACCAGAGCAGAUCAAGGCAGUCACCUUGAGGAGUGGGAGAAUUGCUACACAAACCUCAACCACUCCCAAGACCACCAAUCCUGGGAAGGAACGUAAUGAACCAUUGGAGGUAUCUCCAAGUAUGACACAACAACAACCAACACAAGUAGCUGGUGAAGAAGAUCAAGAACUUGGAGAAAGAAUUGUAGCUGACAAACAAACUCAAGUGGGAAGAAGUCAACCCAUCAGACCACCACAGAACAAGCAAGUGCCAGUUACAAUUCUGUUCCCUCAAAGAACAAAGAAGCAACAAGAUGAUAAGCAGUUUGGAAAAUUCUUAGACAUUUUGAAGCAAUUUCAGAUCAACAUACCACUGGUGGAUUCGCUGGAACAAAUGCCCAAGUAUGCCAAAUUCAUGAAAGAUGUUCUCUCCAAAAAGAGAGGAAUAAAAAAAUAUGAAACUGUGAAAAUGACACAAGAAAGUUGCAAAUACUUGGGCAAGUGA